Messenger RNA from Apis cerana (Asiatic honeybee), 17164 nucleotides. RefSeq names its product enhanced adult sensory threshold (gene east). The record is from RefSeq and is a predicted model, not a curated record. Lineage: Eukaryota; Metazoa; Arthropoda; Insecta; Hymenoptera; Apidae. Gene Ontology annotation, cellular component: nucleus.
GUUCUACCGUCAGGUGGCGGUAGCCUCAAAACAGUGGGACAUCGUACAGACACCCUGCAACGGGACUGUGUUUUUCACAGAAUUGUUUUCCGCGUUUUCCCGCAAAAAUUACGUUCUCUGGCGGUGAUUUUUUGUCUCAGAGGGCCGCAUCUAUCAACCCCACUAUCCGGCCGGCCGCUCACCUACUCACACCUAAGACGAAUUAUGUAGUUUUUCCAUUUGGUAUACAGUCAAUUUGUUCCUGUCUCGUUUAAAAGAGGAAAGAAAAUAAUACGUGAUGAAUAAAUUUAAUUUGUUUCACUUUUUAAAAGUACAUUAUUUUAUUAAUAUAUUUCAAAAUUGGCAAAUUAAUUUGAAUACAUAAUAAUGGUAAUAAUAAUAAUUACCAUUUAAUCGAUAAGCAGCUUGCAAUUUCACAUUAUAAAUGAAAUUGCAGGAGCCCAAUGUGGGUGGAAGUGAGAUGGCAUCCAGGGAAAAGAAACCCUUAGUGCCUUCAAAAGCAAAACAAAAGGCGAAUAAUGAUUGUAGCUUGCCAUCAAACGAAAUUAAAAGUAGAAAAGGCAAGUCCUUGUCAAAUCUAAAACAACAGCAACUUGCACGAGAUAUAUUGGAGGCUGUAGCAACUGGUAGUCAACUUCCUCCAAAAUUAGAGGCAAGUCUACCACGUAAAAAGGUUCUUAGGAAUCUGAAACAUAAGCAAAAGUUGAAAGUAGCAAAAGCAAAUCUGAUUAAAUCAAAGGUUACAAGGAAAGUAGCCAAUAGAAAUUUGUGUAGAAUACCUUCUGACAUCAAAAAAAGUGUAAGGACUAAAAGAAUCAAAUUAUCUGAAGAAAAUAGUACUAAGACGUCAUCUAAUAAAAGCUUAGAGCAUCAAAUAAACGAAACAGAAGGUGAAAAUAUAGGAGCAGAAGGUAAUAGAAGUGCCAAGAACAAUCUCAGGACUAAAAAGACCAAGUUUAUAUUAAAAAAUAUCGGAGAGGUGGAAAGUGAGGACAUUUUAGAUAGAGAUUCAGAUUCAGUUGCAGGUUGCAGUACUAAAAGUAGUCCAAAACUUAAUAGGAAGGGUAGAAGCUUGGAAAGUUUAGAUUCUUUGCCUAGAGGUGUUAAAUCAAAAUUUUCAGGAUUUAAAAGAAAUAGUAUCAAAGAAAAAGAUACUUUGAUAAAAACAGAAGAUAUUAAAUAUUCAAAAGGAAGGAAGGCUACUAGAGACAUAGAUUAUAGUAAUACAAGAGUUUCAAAGUCUCUUUUGGAUAGUAAAAGUUCUAUAGAUCUUACCAUUGACGAAGUGAUAGCUUCAAUGUUGAGCGAUACAGAAAUAGAUAAUCAACAGGGAAUAACAGAAAAGAUAGAAGGAAAAUUAACAAGAAGUAAAAAGAUGUUGGUAGAGGAGAAUAUAGUUUCAGAUAUUGAGAUAAAAAAGGAACCAGAUAGCGAAGACAUUAAAAUUACUUCUGAUGGGGAGAAUUUUGAAACAGAAUCCAUUCAAAAUGCAAUUCAUUUGAGAAAAAGGUCGAAUGCGAACACCAUUAAUCAAAGAAGUUUAAGAAAUGGUAAGCUAAGGCAAUCAGAUUCUGUAAUUUCCGAUUUAGAACUUAAAAAGCGUCGACGAUUAAAUUCGGAUGAUCCAAUCAAUUCAGAAGUUUCCGCGGACAAUAUUGCGGAUAAUAAUAUCGAUUCUGAAUCUAGUUUUUCUGAAUCUAGCGGUAAUGAUUCUCAACCAAUUAUAAUACCAAUUAAAGACGAGAUGUGCACGAAACAAGAAACGUUGAAAAAUUUCGAGGACGGUUCCCAAAUCGGAUCAGAAGUAGAAAAUAAUAACAACAGCGACAGAGCGGAGAAGACUAGUGAGAUUGGACCCACGCUUCGCUCAAAGACCAAGGCGAAAAGUACCGAAGUUGAGAUAAAAAAUGACAAUAUAAAGAUUGAAUAUUCGAGAAUAAUACCUAAAAAUAUGGAGGUACAAGAAGAAUUGAAAAAGAUGGGCAAUUUAGACCAAAUUAGAAAAGAUAAUAUUUUGGCAAAACUGUCCGACAAGUCUAAGGGUCGAAGAAGUAGUUUAAAUAUAGAUAUGAAGAAGACGGUUAAUUCGUUUUAUAACACGGAUAAGUCGGACGGUAAUCCCAAGUCUCAGAUAGAUCAAAUGAUAGAAAAUAUCAAACUUACCAUCGCCAAAUCUAUCGAGAGUAAAAUCUUUGGCCCGGAGAAGGGCCUUGGAUUGAGCAAAAACUUCGAGAUACCAAAAAUUGAAGAGAUAAUUGCACCGUUGAGCGCGGAGUCUCAGAAAUUAGGUCUAGAGGAAAAUACGGACGAGGAUAAAUCCGCCGCGACAAAGAAUGAGAUGAAAUCGGAUAAUUCGGAUAAUUCAAUACCAAAAGUGGCUGAUACUGCCAAAGAAAUUGAGAAACUAGUCAUGGGUGAUAUUGAAUUAGCUGAAACUCAUUCUCAAAACGUACAAGAAAACGAAUCUUCCGAUACUGAUUCGAAUAGCAACACUCAUAAUGUUUCUGAAGUAAAUAUUAUAGAAAACGAAGAUGGUAGUUGCAAAAUUGUAAUACAAGAGGGAGAAUCGAACGAAACCUCCAAUUUAAUGGAGGGGACUGAGAAAAACAUUGAGAUGGACGACCAGAUAAAGAUUUUAGACGAUGGGAAGAAAGUUACGUCUAUUAGAAAAUCUUCAAGGAUAAUAGACAAAGCUUCUCCCGAGAACAAUGAUACCGUUAAAAAAUUAGGGAAAGUGAUAAACAAAGUAGCUCACAAGUCUGAGAAUUGUGAAGAAUCUUCACAAGAAUGUGAUAAAUCUAUUUCUAAGGAAACUAUUUCGAACAAAGAGUCGUUUAAGAACGAAUCGACGGAGAAUAAAACAACUGUCUCUGAAUUUCCAGUUGAUGGUACGAUAACCGAGUCGAAGCAAGAGGAAAUUAAAACGGAAGAUACAAAGAUGGACGCGACGAUCGAAGAUGGGGCCAAGACUUGCACGAAUAUGGGAUCUGAUGACGUGGAAACUUUAGAGAGAAUUUCGAAAGAAGUGGAAAGAAUGGUAGCAGAGGAUGAGUCUGCGCAUCAGUUGCAGACCAGCGCGGGUGAGCCGCAAAAUGAUCAAGAAUCUGGAAUGAUCAAAACUGCAACAGAAUCUUCUUCUUCAUUGCCCGACGAGUUAAACGUAACAGUGGAUACUGAGAAUCAAGAAACAAAUGCUGCCAAUGAAUUGGAAAAUAAAGAUGAGCGGGACAAAUGUGAGAAGGUAGUGGAAAAUGCCAAAGAAGUUGAAAAAAGAGAAGAAAAUGUGCCAGAAAUCAUUAAAACAGAUGAUUGCGAACUGUUGCCUAAUUUCGAUUCCACACCGAAUCCUAAAUGCAAUCCCGUUUCUAACAGUAAUCUUCUUCAAGAAGAUUUGAAAAAAGACUCGAACGAGAAUGAAAAAGAAGACAAACAAGGGAAUGAUAUCAAUAACGACUCGAUACAAUUAUAUGAUAACGACAUUUGUAACAAUUUAGAAAGUGAUGCAACGAAGGAGGAUAAAAGAGCAUCAGAUAACACCGUGGAAGAACAAAAAUCUAUUAAAGAUGAUACUAAGAAACGAGUGUUACGGGCGCGUGACAAAACGAAAGGAAAGUUUGAAAAGGGAUCAUGCAAGGAAAAAGAAGCCGUUUCGAAAGUAAAGAUGGAAGAAGAAGAAAAACCGCAAAACUCUAACAAGGAUAAAGAGGAAGAGGAUUCGAAGGAUUUGGAGGAAAAAGUUCAAGAAUCGAUGACGGAGGACACUGACGAUACUCAAAACAGCGGUGAAACAGACACAAAUGAUGUGGAGCCUCAGGCUCGCACCAAACGUAGCAGAGAAGCGAAGAAACGCAAAGAAGAUCAGUUAAACAUGUUGAAGAAUAAACGAGCAAAACGUGAGAUUCGGAGAUGCGAUCAGCAAAAUAAGGAGGAGACUCUUUUGGACAACGAAGUAGCGAAAAUUAACGAGAACAAUCGAUCGUUUUUGAACAAAUAUGAAAAUGGAGUAGAAUGCGCGACAAAUUUCAGAGGUUUCUCUGAAGGUGGAAGAGAUAGCUUGGAGAAACACGAGAAAACCGCGGAUAACGUGAGAAGUAAAUCGGAGAAUGAUUUGAUUAUAGCAAAAGAAAACGGUAGGAAAACGUGCGAGAACAGAUUGUCGAGAAAUUUGUCUGAGAACCACGUGACUAAAGAGGUGGAAAAUAUAGACAUACUGGAUGUCGAUUGCAAACCUAUAAAAACGCCAGAAACGUCGCAGAAAGACUCCGACGAGACGUCCACUUCUGGCGAAUCUUCGAGCAGCGUCAAUAUUACUCCAAAGAUUUUGGAGACGCCUGAGGAUAAGGCGAAGAAAGAGUCAAUUUUGAGACUACUUGGUUUGGAAUCCCUGGAAAAGGCUGCUGAGAGAUUGAAUCAUCAAAAAGCGAAGAAAGGGCAAUCCACAGGAACCUUAAAAACCGUGAUUCGUGUCCAGAAAGAGAGGGAGAAGGACAAAAGACGAUCGAGAUCACCACUAAAAAUGGUACUGAAACAAGGUCGCGGAGAUGGCGAAGGAGACUCGCCAGAAAAUUUCUACACUAUUCAGAAGGAGUUAGGAACCAGUGGUUGGGGAGAUAGCAGCUCUGGUGCGAACCGAAAGUUCUCUACUAACCACAGACACUCUUGCGACGAAGAUAAUGAAGAUGCAGCACCAAAGGAUCGUCAGUCUCUUGUUAUUCCAGAAAAAUCCUCUUCUUUUUCCAUUCAUCCAGGACGCUUGUGUGCAGACGUAUGUUGUUAUUGUUUUGGAAAAUUCGGUUCUUUAGAUACACCGAUGCAUCUUGCUCAAAUGAAAUCUGAUGAAAGGCGCAAAAAGAUUUUAAACAUAGAAAGACAUUUAACUAAGGAUUCUUGUUUAUGCGAUGCUUGUUACCGCCAUGUGGAUAGAAAGGCGAACACAAGUCCAACAAAUAUGCAAACGAAGCCGCAAAAACAACACCGACAACUCAUGGUGUCCAAGUGUUCGGCCCGUGAUUGUAGAGAUGCUGCACGACAUCAUGUGAAACGUCGAUGGUUGCUCAAGAUAAAAGCUGGCCUGCAAAAACAGGUGGACAUUGAUUGGGAAUCGAGUCAACAUACAUCCAUGUCGUUCUGCGUCAGUCAUUAUUCGAAAAUCGAAAGAUUCUUGACUUGUGCAUUGUGUAAACGCCGAUUAGCGAGAAAUCACACUCAUCAAUUGGCAAAUGCGGAAACUGACGAAUUGAAUCAGUUGCUUGGACAACAGGGGAUCCCUGUUUUAUUGUCGGCCGGUACUUUUGUUUGUAAAUUAUGCCGUUACUUUACACAACUGCAAUUGAAGUACAAGGAUGUGGAAAAUAUGAAUACGAAUCAUAAAUCAUUCUUCAAGAAUUAUCGAAAAAGAAUUCUACAUUAUCACGAUAUUGAAGUUCUGGAAAAUGAAGACGAAGAUUCGUCUCAGAAUCAGUCGAAAGACAAAGAUAAAGAUAAAAGGAAGAAAGCUAAGUGCAGUACUCAAACUAAGACCACAACAUUUAAAUCUCCAGAUGGUACGAUAAAUUCCACUUUCGAAAAGUCUAUCCCAGAAUCGAAUAAAAACGAGGGAAUUAAUUCUGAGAUUGACAACGAAAAUCGUACCGUGAAAGGGAACUUGAACGAUGAAAAUGUCGUGACAGAUGUGCAGUUCCUCGGUAUCGAGAACACCGUAGAGAAAUUGAAAAAGCGUAAGCUACUCGACACGAAUCCGUAUACAACGUCAGAUACAACGAUAUCUUGUGAUAAUCCAAACGAAGUUGUUGAAAUUCUCGCGAUGGACAAGGAAGUGACGUUAACCAGAUUGCCAAAGAGACCAAGGACGAAUAAUGAUAUCACUCCGGUUGUACAGAGACUCGGUGCUAACCCCUCCAUUAGUGUGCGCACCCUUUUCCCUGGCGAAGAAGAAAUGAAUCUUCAUGCCAAUAUAGAGUUCACAAAUGUACGAGAAAUAACGCCCCAGGGUUGGGAGAAAUGUGCUACUAUGAUACAAUAUGAUAGAGAUACGAAACUCCUUUGGCAAGAAUUGCAAAGACCGUAUGGAAAUCAAAGCUCAUUUCUCAGGCAUUUGAUACUUUUAGAAAAAUAUUAUAGAUCCGGUGAUUUAAUUUUAGCUCCAAAUGCAUCACGGAAUGCGAUUAAUUACUCGACUUCCGUACAGAAUCGAUUGAUAUCGUACGAAGGUCCAGAAAAGAUGGAUGAACCAAUAAUGGAGCCAAUCGCCUCAGAGUAUCACAAUUCUCGUCGAUUGAGUGGUGGUUACGUACUCGAAAGAGAUAAGCCUUCUUUACCAACCAUAAGUACUCCCAAACAAUUAUCGUCCAGCAAUACUGCACAAUCGAUAAAGAGUAGUCCUCCACGGAUCCUGAAAUUAAAUCCUGGAGUGUCUAUAAUUAAAAAACCACCGCCUAACCUCCAACGGUUAAAUCUUCCCUCUACUAGCACCACCGCUAAUGGUAAUAUGAAACGAAAGGACAGUCAAAAAUUACCAACUCCUGUCGGUGGUAAAGUAUUCCAAUUAAGCGAACCUGAUUUUAAACGAUUGCAAAAUCUGAAAAAACAAAAGCAGCAAAUGAUUACGGAAAAACAAUUAACUAACUCAAAUGGCGGCGUGAAUAACUCGAAUUCCUCGCAAAAUUUAAAAUCAGUCACGCAGUACCAAAAAGCGCAGAUUGCUGCGCAAACGCAAUUUCAAAAGCAUCUAAGAAUGCAACAGGAGAUGCUAAAUAGACAAAGCAGGAGCGACUUCGAGCCGUUGAUUUGCGACGUGCGUGCAUUGGCAAAUGAGAAUAGUCCGACGCAAAAUCUGUUACAUAACCUAAAUCUGCCGAAAUCAAUACAGGUGACAACUAAAACGUCCAAUCAGAUUCCGAUAUUGCCAAAAAUUCCGAAGUCAUUGACAGUGAUACCGCAAACGGUCACCAGACCAGCCGAGAAAUGAAACGACAAGAACGACAAAUGAGAGGAUGAACAGUAAGUAAACAAUAUAUAGAUUAAUUCUUUCUUACGAAAGUGUAUAAAAGGGUGAAAUUCAUUAUCCAAUCCUGGAUAAAAGGAAAAGGUGUUUUGUGAAAGAAAAAGAAUUAUCAAUAAGGUUAUUUCGUAACGAAUAACCGAAGAGAAUUAUUGAUCGAACUUAUAUUUUAAUACCAAUCAUGGUGGAUGAAGAAACAUAUCGAAAAUGUUUCGUGCAGAUUAACUAACGCUCAUUUUGAGUAGCGACAAUAUCUGCCUUAUAUAAAGAAACAAGUGCAAACGGAAUGUUUUUGCACUGCUCAAAAAAAAAUGGUUUUACGAUGGUAUGGUAAAUAAACGUACGCAUCGUGGUAAUCACAUGCGCGCAUGCGUACACGUUGUGAUAGUGUAUUACGGGAAUGUUUUGUUAAAAAACGUUGCAACAGGAACAAAAAUACGAAGAACUGAAUAACAAUCAUUAAUUAUGUUGUACACUAACAACCAAAGUAUCGAUAAAAAAAAUACGACAAAACAUGGUAAAAAUCUGUUUCCAAGGAAAAGUGCCUAAAAAAGAAAAAAAAAAAAAGAAAGAAAGAAAGAAAGAAAGAAAAAAAAUGAUACAGACGAAGUCAUUGAUUUUUAAAAUGACAAAAUAUAGUAUGGAUGGACUUGAAACAGAUACUAUAUAUACGGUUAAAUAUAUACAUAUAUAUAGAUAUACAUACAUGAACAAAAAUAAAUAAAAAAAAGAUAAAUAAGUAAUGAUUCGUAUGAAAAAGGGGCGUUAAAAAAAAGAAGGGGGUAUACAUACAUACAUACAUACAUAUACAUAUAUGUAUAUGUAUAUAUGCAUGUGUGUAUAUUGAAAAUUUAUACAUCAAUUAGCUUCAAUUUUACCCCCUUUUUUUGUCUUUGUUUAUAUAUUUUAAUUCAAAAAUGAAAAAAAAAUUUAUUCGGUGGAGGAAUACUAUUCUUCCUUCGAAUUUUUUACGGGAUACGUUCGAAAAUAUAUUCCCGACAAAUAAAACAAAAAAAAAACUGUCGGUUUGCCUUGCUGUUGUUUAGAUUAAAAACAAUUCACUGUUAGAGACAUAUCUAUCAUUCACGUUCUUCGAGAUCUGCAAUUUAAGAUCCCGUAAAGAUAAUUCUUCGAAGAACAAUUUUAAAUCGGUAGUUCGUUCCUUUUUCCGCACAUCCCGAAGUAAACGCAGUUCGAAUCGUGUCGAGAGAUGUCAUGUGUAUAUGCUUAUAUCGGACAAAGUGGCGCUAUAUAUAUAUUGGUUUAGAUUUCAUUACAAUUUAUCCCAUGCAUCGAAUAUAUUUUUGUUUAUCUACAAAAAAUAAAAUACUGUGGAAUUUUAUUGGGAAAAAGAGGCAGAAAAAUAGGAGCAUGAGUUUUUUUUACCGUAAGUAAUAACGAGAAAGAAUAUACGCUCUACGGGAUUUAAUUGUAUAUUUGGAAAGAGAAAAAUAUAUGUAUAAAUAUAUAUAUAUAUAUUUAUAUUUUAUAUAUAUAUAUAUAUAUAUAUACAUAUACAUAUAUAUUUUGGCCUGCUCAUUGAAAAGAAGUAUAAUGACGACUUGUAAUUAAUUUUUACUAACCAGGGGCGAUCGUGAAGUGAAAAAAUUAAGCAUUAUUGUGUGUAUUGGUAAAGAUACACUUCUAUAAAGUAAGUGUAAACUUAUACGCCUCGAGCUUAUUUAUUAUGUUUAAUAUAAUAUUAUUAUAUUGCAUUGUACAUAACUGAUAAUUUGUAGUUCAUAAUCAAUUAUUAUUUUUAUUAAUUAUUAUUAUUAUUAUUAUUAUUAUUAUUAUUAUUAUUAUUAUUAUUAUUAUCAUUAAUUAUUACUUUAUUGAUUAUUCAAUUGCUAUUAUCCGAUGUGAUGAAUUUAUUCGUCGUGCUGAAUUCCUUUACUAAUCGUGUAAUACGAUUAUUUGAAAAUGGUUUAAGGUUUUGAAAUUAUUUUGAUGAAAAACAAAGGAAGAGGGAAAGGCUGAUGAACGAAUGAGUGCAAGUCUGAAAGAGUGAGAGAAAUAAAGAAAAUGAGUUUUCUUUUUUUUCAUCAUUUUUUUUCUUUUUUCUCUCUUUUUUUUUUUUUUUUUUUAAUGCAAGUCGCCACGUGAAAAAAGAUAAAAGAGCAAAUCGUUCGAUUAUUGAAAUGGAAGAUCUUUAUCCUUCAAAUGUACAAAUCGCGUGCGUUCAAUUCAUCUCGUUUUUUUUUUCAAGGUUAUAUCUUGAAAAAAUAAUAUUGGAAAAAAUUAAAAAAAAAAAAAAAAAAAAUUAAAUUCGAAUUUUACCGCAAGGAAAAGUUUUGUUCGAAAAACGGAUAAAAGAUUAAUUGAGAAUAAGAAGAGUUAUUUUUUGAAUAGUACAUUCUGCCAUGAUGAAAAGGAUUAAAAAUUACGCAGUUCGGGAACAAGCUCAUUUUAUAAUCGAUUAAUAUCGAUAAGAAAGAGAAAUAAUUAAUUCUAUUAAAUUUUAAAUACAUCUACAUACAAAUUAGAAGAAAAUACUUUUUUUUCCCCUCCAUUACAUAUCGUUUGCUAAUCAAUAAAAUACUUAAAAUUUUUUUCGUGUCUUAUUUGUUGUUAUUUAAAUAAUUUCAUUUCACUUAUUAUUUAUAUGUUUUUUUAAUUAUCGCAUAACUUAUGCACUAGUUACUUCAUUCACCAAAAUUGUUCAUAUGGGAAAUGGAAAAUCGGUUCAAAAAUAUGACUUGAAAUUUCGAAUUUUGGCUGUGUUGAACUAGAGAACCAUUAACUUAGAUCGAAAAUGAACGACGGAUCGAUAGUUUUUGUAUCACGCGAAUGAGUGAAUGUCUUUCGAGUGUUCUGUCGGCUUCAUUCGUUUCAGUGUAUCGAAUCAUUGUUAACCAACAAAUUUUAUAUAUUAAUAAUUAUUGAUAAAAAAGUCAGUAUUGAACGAUAUCAAGAAUCUAGAACACUUUUUUUAUUAAAUUAUAUUAUAGUAUAUUACAUUAAUAUUUUACAAAAAUCUUUGUAAUAUAUUAUAAUAUCUUUAGGCGUACAGUAAAUACUUUAAUGUAAUAAUUUCCUACUAAAGUAUAUUAUAGCUUAAUUCUCCAAUAGAUUUUGAUACAACAAGUAGCAAUCGCAACAUGAUUUUAUAAUUGUUUUUAAAACUUUUAAAUAUGUAAUAAUUAAAUAUGUAUAAUUGGCAUAUAAUAAAAGCAAUCUACUAAAAAGUGGAAAAACGGUUGAAGCGACGUAACCGUUAUACGAAAUAACGAAGAAGGCCAGAACUCAAGGUAUGCGUAAUCUAAUCUUGAAAAAAAUUCACGUGGCGACACGUAGAAAAAAAAGUAUACACAUGCGCGCACGCUGCACACGUAUGAACAUAGCAUAUUUGUACAUUGCACGUGCGCGUGCGAUAGGAAAGAAUAUGUAGCGUGGAGUAUUAUAUGUAUACUAAAUAUAUAUAUAUAUAUAUAUAAUACUAAACGUUAUAAAUAAGUAAGAAAAAAAUAUAUAUAUAUAUAUUUAUAUAUAUAUAUAUAUACAUAUAUAUGCUAUAUGCUAUAUAUAUAAUGGAUAAAAUUAUGAUACAAAAAAAAAAGUACUUGAUGGUACGUUAUACAUAUAAAAUGCUCUAUUUUAUUAAGGAUAUUUUUGAUAUAUCUAUAUAUAUAUAUAUUAUAAAUAUGAUUAUAAAUAUAAAUAUAUGUAUAUCGAACUAAAGAAAUAAAAUCACCGAUCGAUAAAUAUCGAUGAUCAAUGUAAUUAUUGUUAUCAACAGGCGAUGGCGUUUAGAAUUGCGAGAUAAGUAAUUUACUGAGCUGUGUGCAGUGCGUGUCACAAUUAUAUAUUUUCUAAUCUUAUAUAACCAAUUAUUACAGGACGAAACUAUUGGUAGUUCUACUUUUUUUUUUUCUUUCUUCUUUUUCCUAUCUUUUUGUUCUUAUUAAGUUAAGCGAUUUUAUGGUGUCGAAAGUGAAGAAGAAUAAGAAGAAGAAAAAAUAAUUAUUAAGAAGCGGAACAGAUACGUUGAUAACUUGUAUGCAUAGAGUAGUAAUUUUAUUCGAUAAUCGAUGAUAUCUAUUGUAAUCUAAUGUCUAGCCCUUAUUUAUUGUCUUUCAUAGGACAGUUGUCUGUCAUUAAUGAAAUCUCGAUCUUUUGAUUUCGUUUUUCGUUGAUGCAAUUGAGGUGAAGGAGCACAAUUGUUAUAUGUAAAAUAAUUGUUACAUCUCUUCUUUGUUACGUAUGUUUUAUGUACGCGAAUUACUUGAUGAUUUGAUGAGAGCGUUCCUUCGUUUGAAUGCAUCAAUUUUUUUUUUUUUUUUUUUUUUUUUAAUUGCGUUUAUCUAAUUACUUUUUUCCUUCUCUUUUCUUAAAGUAAUGAUUAUACUUAACGAAUAUUAAGGUAUCGUAAGAGUCUGUGUAUCUAUUACACUUUCCCCCAUUUAAAAUAUACCUUUUCUUUUUUCAGUGAGUUUUCGUGAAUGUUAAUUAUCACAGCUACGCCAUUUUACGUUAAUGAUUGUUAUAACGAAUGUAUUGAAGUGAUAUAUCAUGAUCAUUUUAAAUUAUUGCUUCAAUCUUUUCAAUUAAUAAUCGUCCGCGCUCUUCUACGUUUGUAUGCCUAUAUCGUGUCAAUGAAUUGUUAAAUUGUAAAAAUAUUUAUCGUAGCAAUGAGAAUCGACCUUGAUACAUGCAACGUUUUUAGCGACAAUGACGAAUUAUUUAAGUAAAUGUAAUAUAAUAUAUAUUUUUUUCAAAAGAACUCGACCAAAUUGAAAAAGAUCGAUAUAUCGACGAUAUAAAACGACAAUAUAUUUAAAUUUGUCAACACUAACUGCAUACUUCUCAGCAAAUGAUUAUUAUACACUUGGUAUGUAUAGCACGACGAUACGCGAUAGGGACGUGAAAGUGGAGAAGAAAGAGAAGUAGGGAAAGUAACAAAGAGAAACGAAAAGAGAGGAGAGAAUGUGAACGAGAGAGUAAACUGAGUUUAAGUUUUAAGAAUUCUAUUUUUAUGAUGAAAAAUGAGAAGUGUAAUUAUCAGUAGUCAGAGGGACAGAUGAAAUCGUCGAAUGAUUUUUUUUAGGUUAAAGAAAAUACGAUCGAACUGAUUUCUUUCUUUUUUUUUUUUUUUUUUUUUUAGUAUUUUAGAUUUCUAUAUAUAUAUAUAUAUUAUAUUAUAUAUUUAUAACAUAUUACGUUCUAAUGUUAAAAUUUUCACGGAAGAGCCAGUAAAUCUUUACGAUAAUAAACAUUUAUAAAUAAAUACAUCGAUGUCCAAGGAUUAAUGUCGGACGAAAUAUAAUAGUAUUUCUACUGACAGUAGAUGUGGUUGCGCAUGUCUCUGACAUGUAUAUAAGGGAAAUGCAAUAAAUUGUGCUAUCAUAAAAAUCGAUAAAUUUGUAAAUAUGAAUAUUAUAUUCUUUAUUAUUCGAUUUAAUCUUUAAUAUGUAACUGUUUAUAUUAUUUUUUCUUUUUGCGUAAAAAUCAUUAAAAAAUUAGAGGAAAAAAUCAUUCGACGUGUUUCUGCAGCGAUGAAAUAUUUUUUGAAAUGAAUAGCAAGCGAAUAGAGAUUGAAAAGCGAGAUAGAAAUGUGCCGAUCGAUGGAUCGAUUUAUAUUUAGGAAAAGAUAUUUUGUUAUAUGAAAUCGUGGAUGUUGUUAUAACGUGAUGAAAGUGGGAAGAAAAGCAAUAAAAAAAAAAGCAAGAAGAAAAAAAAAUAAAAUUAGGUUUUAUCGCAACGUUUCUUGCGAAUUAAAAGAUCGAAUUUCAAUGAUUUUUUUCAAAGCGCCAAUUAAAUGCGGUAUGUCGUUUUCUCUUGCGCUUUCAUACAAUGUCGUAUCCGCAAUAUCGAUCUUUAUACGACUCGAUCUAUUCAAUUAAAUCUUUAUUUCUUUUCCUUUUCAAAGAUGUAUUUGAUAAUUCCAUUAAUAUUAUAAUAUGAUUAAAAUGAAAACAAAAAAAAGAAUUUAGAAAUUUGAAUCGUUUCAAAAUCAUUUCGAACGAAACGUUUCACGAUUGCGAAUCGAUUUCGUCGAAAGUGUGAUCGACGAAUGGUAAAACGUGUUCACAUUUUUUUACGCAAUUUUAUAUCUGCCUUGAAUCGUUGCAUCCAUUCGAAUCUUAGCUCUGUUCCGAAUAGACGGAUUCGGAUUGUCGCGAAUUUAAACGCACAAAUUUACAAGAUAAUGAAAAUGCGGAUGCGAUUCUUAAACGGUAGAGAAAUAGAAAUUUUUCACUUUUCAUACUUACAAUUUAUCGUAAAAAACGAUAAAUAACUCUCGAUUCGUAAUUCGUGAAACUGUAAUUAAGAUUCAUUUAUUGCUCGAUAAUGCGUUGAUAUUUAAAUUUAAAAGAAAAUUGGAAAAAAUUCUGAAUAAGUGAUAAUUACUUACUUUCUAAAAUAUAAUUUAUCAUUUUGAGUAAAAAAAAAAAAAAAAAAAAAAAUCCACCUAAUUAAGAAGAUAAUCGAUAAAUCUUUUAUUUCCAAUACAGCGAUUUUCGAUACUAUAUUUGAUCUUCGAUCUUGAAGCUCCUCUUUUUAUCGAGAAUCGAAAGUCUCGAACUCGUGUCGAUAUGGCGCAAAGCAAUUAUACAUAUGCAUACAUAUAUAUAUAUAUAUAUGUAUGUAUGCGUAUACAUACAUAUAUAUAUAUAUAUAUAACGAAAAAAGAUAAGAAAAAUAAUAAAUAAAUAAUGCUUUGGCAUAUGACAUCUUUUAAAAAUUCGAUACACAUACCAUUACGAGCAUUAUGUUAUCUAAACGAAUAUUAACACACGUUGAUACUAUCAUGAUAACCUUCGUUUAUUUGGUUCUAAUGUAAUAGUUAUUAUUAUUAGUUCGCCAUCCUUUGUAUAUAUUCGCAACUCUCAAUAAAAAAAAAAAUAUGAAAAAAGAAAAGAAACGCAUUAUCUCUGUCAUUGUGAUUAAUUUCCUCAUAUUACGAAAAACUAACCUAACCUUUAAAAAUUAUUAACGAUCAUCGCGUAAGGAAUUUGAAAGGAGAAGGCGAAAGGAAAGAAUCCAAUACAAGAAAUAUAUUUUUGCAAUUUAUUUGCAAUUUAUUUAUAUAAUUAAUGUAACUGAUUUUGAAUAACUAUUACUAAAAACCUAAACAACGUAUGAAAUUUUAUACAUAGCUUUUAUUUAAGGAUACUAAUAUGUGGCUAUAUACAGUGUAUGGAUGCGCUGAACCACGAAUCAAGUUCAACUCUGUUUUGAUAAUAUGAUACGUCUAGAGAUUAUUCUCGAAAGACGGUUUAAGACGUUUGAAAGAAUUAUUGAAUUUCUCUUUGUAUAUCAUUUCCACGUUUGUUCUAUUCUUUUUUUUUCCUUUUGCUGUGUUUAGAAAUCGGUACAAAUUUACAAUUCGCUUCGAUCAUUGAUUACAGUAAUAUACAUGUAAGUAAUUUCGCGGUCACCCUCCAGAUCACAACGCUAAUUAUUAUGCAGCGUUCUAAAAAGAUAUCCAAAUGUGUCUGUUGCAUACAAAAAACCACAUGGAUGAUUCUAUAAUGAACGAUUCAUUAAAUUUAUAUCCGUAUACAAGUAUAAAAGUGGUCGAUUUAAAUAAAAAACUUAGAAAAAUGAUUACGCGCAUGAUAUUAAUCGUCCAAUUCCUUUUUAGCACUUUUGUGAUAUAGUUAACGCUAUUCAUUUUUUAAAUCAACUUACAAAUAGUAUUUCUAUUCAAAAAAAUUUAAAUAUCGUGGACUGUAUUGAUUUAUAUAUAUAUAUAUAUAUAAUAUAUAUAUAUAUGUAUAUAUAAAAAAAAAAAUAGCUGCAUUAUUCCUUAAAUAAUUAACGAAAAAAAUAGAUAAAUUCAGCAAAUUAAUCUCAAGAGCAUUCACGUAUCUUAUAACAUCCGUUAUGAAUUUCAUUAUCUACAAUAUUAAUACGUUUAAUAUUCGAGAUUGAUUUGCGAUUUUUUUUUUAAUAUUUUUCUACCAAGAAAACAAAAAAGUCAAAUAAAAUUUAUAUACAAAGGAGCAUGUACAUGUAUAAAUUGUACACUCGCGUAUUUCAACAUAAUAAAAUUAGAAUCUUUACAAAUCAACGUAAACUAAUGAAUUUUUUUCAUUAGUAAUAAAAAAAAAAUAUGUUAAUUUAAAAAAAAAAAUUAUAAUAAAAAGAUGCCAAACGUACAAACUUACAAUGAUUAUAACACGGAACAAGAUCACAAGAUGGAUGAAAGAAAUACUUUAAUAGAUACAUACAUUUUUUUAUAAUCAAUCGUAGCAAUUUUCCACCAUUCAGUAUUACAUUCGGUGUUAUUUGUGAUUUAUAAAAAAAAAAAAAAUCACAAUUUUUUCCCUAAAAUCUGUUUUUCCCUUGUUUCUCCAAAAUUACCGAGGGAAACCACGAAAAAGAUUAAAAAAAAAAAAAAAAACAAACGAUAUAAUAUUGCUAAUAAAAAUCGAAGGCCCAUUGUAGCAAAAUCGUGCGAUAGUGAAAUUCAUUCGAUUUCAAUUUACAACUAUUCUAAAGGCAUUUUUUUUUAUAUACAAAAGACGUAUGCGUCUCAUUUUUAGCAUCUUUUCAUUGUUUGGCAAUGUUUUUUUUCUUUUUCCCCAAAAAUGUUUACUACAAAUUCUCUUAUAUUAUAAUCCUUAAUGUGCUUUUAAAAACAUAUUCGAGUAUAUACAAAUUAUAUAUACGUAAUGCGUAUCAGAACAUUUUGGUAUCGAUAUUCAUAUGAACACGGUUUUGUGAUACCAAUCUAUUAGUUACGUACACAUGGAAAAUACUCUGUAAAUCCAGUCAAAUAGCCAUUCAUCGAUUUCUGCAUUGUUGAUGAAAACGCAUCAUAUAAUUUCAAAAAAUUCUUAUUUAUCCUCGUCCUCCUCCCUUCAUUCUGUUCUGAAUCAAGAAUUCGUUGAAACGGUUGAACGACCAAAAAAAUUCAAUCACGAAAAUAAAUCAUAAGUCAAUGGAUCAUGUGUUGAAAGCUCUUCGUAUCUCUUCGUAAUAAUUAAAUAGAUCCAUUUAACAAGUCGUCCAAUCGAGUCGACGAUGCUUAUAUUCCAUCAAGCCAAAGUGACAUAGGACGCGCUGUAUUCCAGACAAAAGUGUCCGUCUUCCAAAUCCAGGUUCAUCCUUGCCGUGGUUCCUCAUAUGUGCCGCGAAGCCGUUUAUCCGCAUCGUCGUUGUCGUUAUGGUCAUGGUUUUGUUUCUUCAUCGAACCAGACGUGACGAGAGGAGGGUGCUCCAGGCACAAGGCUCCCUUCUAGGUUUCCAAUCCAGGUACUAGACUGUGAAAAGUCUGAAUGUCGUGGAAUGCCCUGCCGCAACUCUGAUUAUUGUUUCUUUCAAAUUUUGCCAAAUCAAAAUGUUCGUCCAGCGAUUGUAAUUCCACUAAACGUUCCUCUAAAGUCUUUGUGGAGUCCGCGAAUCUCGCAAAAUCGCAGAUUCUAUCUGGAUCGACUACAUCCGAGGCCUCCAUCAUGCCUACGUCACUGGAUCUAAUAACGCUGGUUAAUUGACUGCUGGCGCCAUCUAACUCGGUAGAAAACAUGAUAGAAUUACAGCAAUUAUUUGCUGACGUGCUUGUGCUGUUGUUGGUGGUUGUGUUCGCGGUACUGGUGCUAAUGAUCGUCGUCGCUGAUCGGACGUCCACGGAACCUAAGCGAUCCUCAGGAUACACCAAGUGAUGGUGAUGGGGGGAUUCAGGUUCCUGAAUCUCGUCGAUGUGAGAGAGUAAUCGAGGAGUGGGAGGCAGAAUAUAGAAGUCACUAAAUACAUCAUCCUGUAGAUCGAGAUCGUCAUGCCUUUGACGUUUAGGACUGAUUCCAUCAUUCCUCGUAUCAUCGCUUAAUCUACGAAAAUAAUAUAUAUAUAUAUAUAUUUAUUUUUAAUGAAGUUGACGUUAUUUGGAUUAUUUUAUUAAAUUAUGAAUAAAUUAUGCGGGAAUAGACAACUUUAUCCCCGAAGACAUUACGCAAUUUACAUGCGACUUGCCACUAGUUGCGUAAUCUAUAUUAUGUAAAACGAAUCUCUAGACGGUGAACGAGAUCUGCCACUCUUCUUCUGCUAAAACGCAGAUGUUUGAUUACGAGUCGAACAUUUUGAACAUUUUUCGACUCUUUCGAUAUUCGAUUCUCAAAAAAUGCGAUUGUGUAUACAGAUUAUGUACGAAAAAAUAUAUGUGAUUAUUAAUUUAAAUCAAUUUAGCAAAGAUUAAAAUUAAAUCCGAUUAAAAAAUUA